UGCCAUGGGAACGGCGGCCCCGGCGCCUGGUGGGACCGGUAGUUCGCGCUUGGCGCCUCGGCCCGGCCUGGCCUGGCCCGGCGCGGCGCCCGACCUCCCGGCCGUGGGGCCGCGGGGCGCAGGGGUUCGCGGGCACGGGCAGGCGGCGGGUUUACAAAGAAAACAUCAAGAUUUGUUGGAGAUGCGUAGGAGCAGCCGGUGCCAGCAGUAUUUCUAACCGCGCAGGUAUCAUUGCAGUGGCAGAGGUGUAGAAGCUGUUAGUGCUGGGGGUCUUCAGAAAAGUAUGUCUUCCAUACUGAAGAUGCCACGAGCACAUCUUUCAGAGGAGUCAUUGCCUUGAGGCUGUGAAUUGGAUGAUUGCUGAAGCCUUUCACCUAUGUAGAAUCUACUGGUUAGCUCCUUAGCAAAGACUUAUGAAUAAAGUAGGUGGGAAGCAGCAGAAAACCAAAGUGGAAUGAAAAUGAAAAAUACAAAAACCUUGACAGGUUGAGUUUAUUUCAUUAGUGUUUAUAAAGGACUUGGAGAUCCUUGACGCCAGAUGCCAAAGAAAAACAAAAGGGCCAUUACUUCCCUCAGAGUCUGGUGAAGUGAUGAAGAUGGGCUGGAAGGGUAUUGCUGUGUGACUGAAGAGUGGAGAUUUCAAGUCCAGAAAAGCCUCUGUUGGGUUCCUUCAGCUCUCAGCACUCGCCCUUCUCAAGGUUUUUCUACCUGCAGAUACAUGCGGCUCAUUCUAUUGCAGAAGCAGCCUACUAAAGCAGAUACACCUGUUCGACUGUCAAGGUGUGGAUCAUGGGAGAACAACUGUUAAACAACAGCAUCCUUGAUCAAUUUAUUAAUAGCCAUGAGCAGUCGUAUGAAGAAUUUCUAAAUACAUUUACUUAUCUUUUGAAAGAGGAAGAGGGGAAGACAAUUCAAGGAAGUAAAGUGGACUCCUUAAGAAAUACUUUUUCUACUCCUGAAUUAUCAAAUGGAAAUAAACAAGAUGGCCCACCUGAAAGGAGCAAAGACAUUUGUGUGUCUCUUCCACCACAGAUGCAAAAUGAGAAUGGGACAGUGGUGAAUGAGAGCGCAAAAGCUGGUGGCUAUGAUGGAAAUAAUCUCAGUCUGUCUGAAAGAGCGAAGGUGGACAAGUACUUAGAUUUGGAAGAUAUAGACACAGGUGAAAAGACAUGCUGUGCAGAGUCAUUAGUUCUCCCAGGGGAGGUGGAAGAGACAGUGGCUUGCUGUACACCCUUUUUGGAUAAGCCUAUUCAACCAAAGUUCAGAACCUUGUCAGUUCCACAGCUGUCGGACAGCAAAGGCCAAGAGCUACUAGGGGAUGAUGUUCAACCAUUCUCACUGGAUGAAGAAUUUGAUUAUGAUGAUGUGGCACUGACCCCUAAGUUCUCUGAAGCUGAGCUGAAGGCCAUUGUAGAAUUGUCUGAAGAGAAGAAAAUGGGGACAGUUGUGAAGUCAGCAUGAGCUGAAGACUGAGUCAAAGGCAUUCUUUGCAGUGCUGUUGAGAUAAUAUUUUUAGGGGGUAAAUCUAUCUCUUCAUUGUACCCUUAUUUACUGUUUUUAUCUGUGUCGUCUGUAAAUGACAUCCUCGAGAUUUACUUGUUCUACCAAGGUGCCUCAGAGCCUGAGAUUGCCUUUCCCUGUACCUCCUCUGAGUCCUGAUGAAAACACAGAAUAGGAAGACGGUGCUUGCCCAAAGUUGCUUGUAUAGUAGCCCUUCAGCCAGAGAGGAAGUAUUUCCAUUCUUUUUAUAUGUUAUUACACUGACCUGCUUAGGCAUUCAGGUUGGCUAAGGAGGUCUGUAUUUGUCCCCAAACCCGACGGGAUUUUUUUGUAGGUCAGUCACCAGAUUUUAAGGCCCCAGUGCUCAGCUACUUUGCUGUUUUUUAGGUGAAACAAGGCAGUUGGAAGGAUGUCUCAAAUGACAGCCAUAAAUUCCCUUUUGUGGAAAAAUCCUUGAGUGGACUGUAUCCUGUAUUGGCUCAGGCUAAGUAUGCUGGAGUAAUUGGCUCCAUAGGACCAAAACAAGCUGGUGGAAUUCAGAACAGCGCUAUGGCUACUCUUGCUUAUAUCUGGUACUGACAGUUUCUGACUAGUGCAGAGCUAGUCCUAAACUGCCUUUUGCUUAGUUCUUUCAGUAAUGAAGAUAAGAGCUUCUUGCAGCUGACAAGUCUAUAAACUCUUCUCCUAUCACUGUAAGACUUAAAUAUACAGAGUUAUAUGAGUGAAUCAAUCUGGGAGUAUUGGGAUUUUUUCUCUGUCUUUUGAGUUACUUCACUUCUGCAGAGGAAUAAAUAUUCCUGUUUCCAAUAAGCUUUUUGGGUUGAUCAAAAUUGGUGUGGUGCAACUCCUAACAAUUAAAACACGAACUGCUACAAAAAGCCUUCCGCACAGAGGAAAAAAUAGUGAUCUCAUCCAUUUAAGGAACUGACGUUGAAAGGCUGUCAGAUUAUUGGGCUUUUUGCAGGUUAUGGCUUACACUCAGCAUCACUGAAAUGCAGCAAACUCUGAAGUUGAGUAAAGGUCAGGUAGUAUGGGUGGGAGAGUGCAUCUUUGAUAUAAGGUAGUAUGUACUCUUGCUACGAGGUGUUUAGAAUUAAUUUUUUUCAGCUUACUGUAGAAGCUUUGCUAUUGAGGCUUGGUUUAACAUAAUAACACUGAAUUGUAUUGUUGGUCAUUUUCUGGUACAACUGCAUUAGCUCAAGUUUAUUGUCCAACAUUUUGUUGUUUGCCUAUCUCCAUCAUUUCUGAAGUGGGUGAUUAACAUGAUGAAUAUGGUAAGAGUGCCUGAGCAGACAGACUAUAGGCCAAACCACUAGUUGUUUAAAGGCUCUGGAUGAAAUCCCUGUGGCCAGUUGGCUGCUCCAUUGUCACCAGUUUAUAGAAGCAAAAUAGGUGCUUUGAUGCUCCAAAGGAAAUUUAAUGGAUCAAUAAUUUUGUAGACCAUAAUCACAUGCCACUAAAAUCUGAAUAGUGUUUGUUUUGAGGAAUAGUAUUUACCUCAGUUAAGGGGAUAUAAUUUAAAAAUGAGAUUAACAAGAACCAGAAAAGAAAGUGGUCUCAGGCAAGAUGUUUAAGGAAAGUGAUAUAAAACUACAAGUAUAUUUAGAAAAACUGGUCUGUAUAGGACCUUGUUGGUAGAAGGUAAUGAGAAAUUUAUAUUUAACAUUGCACUCCAAAGGAUGCCUGUGCUGUACUUAAAACAGUUUUGAUGCAAUUGGCUGUAUAGCAGAUACUGUUCUUUGGGAAACUUUUUUUUUCUCUUUUAUAAAUGGGAAUUCAUUUAAAUGUGAAUUUUAAUUAAUUAAAAUAAUAAAUUAAUUCAUUUAAAUAGUGAAGUGUUUUGUUGAACCCAAGAUAUUUUGAAUUAAGUUUCAGAUCCAACUGGUAUUUUGCAGUGAAACAUACAGCUAAAAAUUCCUGAGCAGAUCUAAUUAUUAAUUCAUCUUCUUCUGGAAGACACAGAUGAUGUGUAUAAAUGGGAGGGAUAAGAAGUAUGUUCUGGAACAGAUCCAUGAGUAAAUCUGGGAGGAAGAAAUCGAGAACUUCUCUACAAAGAUCGCAAGGUCAGCUUUUAAAAGCCUCAACAGAAAAAUAAGGGAGAUGACUUCACUAACUUAGGUAUGUAUAGGAAAGAUAAAGUAAGGAACCUUCAGUCUAAGAGAACCUUUGUGUAAGAGUUUGCUGUCCUGCACACAAAGAGUCAACUGUAAAUGUGAACUUUUGUGGGUUUCUGAAAUGAUGAAUUUGGCACUUUUUUGGUGUGCUUUUUUAGAAAGGUAUGAGACACCCAAACUGUUGGAAUCCUGUUGCCAGUAGAGUUAAUAAAAAACCUUGAAGUUCAUAAUGAUCUUCAGGCCAAAUCAGCUCCAGAAUCUCUUAAGUGCAUUUUCUAUUCAUUUCAUUAUCAAUUUUUCCUGGUACAUCAGGGAUACAUCCAGCCACUCAGUUUCUUCUCUCACAGGCAGGUGAUUCUCUUACCAAAUGUUCAGAGUACCUAUUAUGCUCCAUAAGUGUCAUUCAGUAUAGUAAUUACAUGGUUCUGUUUGAUAUAAAGGAACACUUUGCUGCAAAAUACCCAACAAAACUGGAAGUCUAGAGACAUCCAUCUUAUGCAGAGAAAUGGGGAUAAUUCACGUACAUUUACACCACUUAUGAGUUAGAUUUUUGCUCUUUGUUAACAGAAAUGGGUAUCACAGUGGAGAUUAGGCAGUGUAGUCUACAUUUUCUGAAUAUGACAUUUUAUUGGCCUGCCCCUUUGGUUGUUUUUGGCUUGUACCUUUCAUUUGAUUAUCCUUCACAGAGGAGGCAUAUUUUCUUCUUUGCCAUUACGAGGUUGUCAUUUUUAAGAACAUACUUUAUGUGUUUGUUAAAUUUGAUACAUGUACAUAGAGUUAGUUAUUGAAAUUGUUUCAGUGUUUGUCAGGUGGUUUGGAGUCUGAUUAAUAUAUCUUUUCUUCUUGUAACUUGUAUUCUCUUUAAUAUUUAAUAUUGUCAGCAGGGGUUGGUGAGGGACAUUCUCUUUUCUAUUUAUGGUAUUUUCUAAACAUUUUUCCUCUUUUCCUAAAAAAGUAAAGGCAAAAGUCAUGCAUAGAACAGGAAACUUCAAGGGCUACUUGGAUUUGACUUAGGGGCUGCUGGAGUAGGGAAUAUGAUUCUCCCUACCACACUGACAAUAAUUUUGAACUGCAAAAUCUCUUGAUAUUGGGUGAACCCAUUGGAGGUGAUGGUUGUGUGGUGCAUCUCUCUAAUCCCUUUGUAUUCAUGACUUCACUGAUGUCUAAAGUGCAAUGGAGUUAUGCAUCCGUACCAGUCAGUGAGCUUGUUGUUUACUCUGUUUUAAACUUGUUUACUUGGGUGUUAACAGAAGGAUACUGACUGUUUCUUUACACAGUCUUGAUGGAGCCUGAGUUAUGGGGAGGAACUCCUUGAGUUUAUGGGAAGUGUAGUAGUCCUUCCACUGAGGCAGGAAUCUGAAGGGUCGUUUCCUUGGCUGGUGUGGUGCAAGCUUGGAUAUUAAUGCUCAGAGUUACUCCUUGUGGGUGUAAAAGGAAGAGUAAUUAUUUGCCGAGAUAAUGGUUGUGAAAGAAUAAGAUAAAAAUUGAAGAAAUGAAAAGAGAUGCAGACAAAUCUGACUCAGACAUUGUUAGUGUUCUAAAUGUAUUUUUGUUUAUGCACAAAGGUAUCAUUAUAUACACUUGUAUACAGAUAGUGCCUCUGAAAGAAAAUAAUUUUAGUAUGAAGAGUACUCACUAGAUAAUUCAGAACCUUUUGAAGAAGAUGGCAUGGAAACAAAUCCCUGCUCUUAUGGAAAAGACCCUUUGAUCCUCUGGCCUUGAUUUUCUGCUGCUAUAAACUGGCAGAACUCCACUGAGGCCAUUUGUAUUCAUACAGAGCAGACAGGACCCUGGUAUUUACAGUCUUAGCUGAAAGAAUAUGGAGCCAAAUCAAUUUCUGAUUUAACUUUACUUAAUAUAUAGCUAUGUAUAUGACCCAUUAUCAUUAUGGGAAAAUAUUUAAAUGAAGAGCCAAUGCACAUGAAAUGUAAAAAACAUAUCUUCAACUGUUCACUUACUAAUUCUACAGAGGUUGUUUUGGAGUUUUCGUAGUGGUGUGUGCUUAGAACAUUGCUUUUUGCUUUAACGAAAAUAUCACAUACAUUUUCAAGUCCUGUUCAAAUCAUGAAACUUGAUUACAUACAUGACUACUAAAGAUUCCCACCUCAAGUUUUUUUUUUCCCCUCUGCAUCUUGGCAAGAUUGGAAAGUGGACUUUGCUUUGUCUUGGAAUUGUUUUAAAAAGGUCUGACAUUCUUUGUGAAAACAUACACUUACAAAUGUGGACUCUCAGUGAUGCAACUCUAAAUGCAGAAAUAAAAACAGGACCAAAUUCUUAGUUAUUCAGCAACUCAUGUACGUCAUGGAGUAGCUAAACUGCAACUUAGUAUCAAAGUCCCUGUUUGAUAGCAGGCUGAUUUGUAGCCUGUUGUCCUCUACCUUCAGUUUUAGUCUGGAGUCUAAGCAGUAGCAUGGUCCUACCUGGGUAUGAGUUUUUACAUCCCAGUUGGAAGAGACUGCAGGACAAUGAAUUUCCGCUAACCAAAGAAGCUGAACCAACAGACUUGUAUCUGAGCUCCAUGCACACUCCAACGUGCUGAAUAAUUCAGCUGAGUGUGGCUGUUCACCUCUGUUCAGCAGAUUUGUGUUAUAACCAUUGUGAAUGUGAUAGUCCUGAAGACGUGCAAUAGAAAAGUGGUGACUGACAGUGGUUGGGGCUGGGAUUCAUUGGAACCUGUUCACUUUCUGGGGCCAUGCUGAACAGGUGGCUGACUGCUCCUUUGCAGGUGGGGCUUCAGCCUUGGUGUGUUCAGUGUAAGUGAGGAACCCUGUGACAAGGGUUUCUUGCUGGCCUCAAGAGGUGAGCUCCCUGCACUGCUGAGCAGAGUGCUUGCGAUAGCGGAGGGCAUUACCACCACAGUUGCUUUCUUGUGGCAAGGCAUCAGUUAGCACAGGUGGCUGUGAGGUGCCACGUGUGCCCUGGGCGCCUCUUGGAGGGAUGCGCUCUCUCACUGAGCGGCUGCUGCCUUUGCUGGUCGUGGGCACAUGUAGUUCUCCCAGGUGCUAAAUGUCUGCCCAUCCCUUGGAAAAACAAGACAGGAUGGUUUGCUGUGAAAUGGUGUGAAGUUGUAGAACAUCUCAAAAGAUGAUGAGUUUGGUAAAAUUGUGAUUGCUGGCUGUUGCAAGUGACACCUUGUGUUUUGCUGGCAAGGUACUGUAAGCCAGCAUUGCAGGUGCAUGAGCUGUGAAAUGCCACAGAAUUAGACUGGAGAUAGUUUUAGUGCUUGUUUAUGACAAGUUUGCAAGAAGAAAAGCAAGUGUUAAAAGGUACUGUCAUUUUUAUAGACAGGUUACUUUAUUUGCAAUUGCAGUGCCCUGCAGUUACAAUGGAAAUCAAUUUUAAUGCCUUAUGAAAAUGCAGAAAUACUUGUCUCAUUUACAGCACUUCCAAAAAGGAUAGAUAAUAAAAUUCCCCUGAUUAACAGUCUAUAAUUUUAUGUUCUCUGUGGUGUCUUGUUUGGUAUAUCUAGCCACCUAAAUGUUUCAAAAUAAUAAGCAAAGACAGAUCUGAACAAAAUCCCUAAAUCUAACUUCACGCUGAAUUUCAGCUUGUAGAAACUCUCUCUAUAUAUUCAAAGACCUCUUUGAUCUGAAUAUUCCCAAACUUUGGGAAAGUAGAUACUCUACUCUAAAAGUCUCUAACCAAAAAUUUCUCAAGCAACCAUUUAUUACCCAUCUGGACUUACAAAAAAACAAAGCAGUCAGGGUCCUGCCUAUAUAAAAAGAGCCUAUGGAGCAUAACAAUUGGAAUAACUUCACUCUAUUAGAAGAUAACAGAUAAAAGGAUUCUAAAGGUAGAAUUAAAGGCAGAAUCAUAUUCUUCUGGAGAAUGAACCAUACUAAAAUAUUCUGUUGACUUCAUACAAUUCUUGAGAACCUUUGAAUGCCCGACUGAAAAAUUAGUGUAAUCAUUUUGUAAUUCAUGUGGAUUUACAACACAGUUAUCUCUUGAGCCAUUAAAAUGAGAUUAAAAAUUG
Falco peregrinus (peregrine falcon) is the source of this 7590-nucleotide messenger RNA. It is a transcript of the gene IFTAP, whose product is annotated as intraflagellar transport associated protein. Gene Ontology annotation, biological process: spermatogenesis; acrosome reaction. Gene Ontology annotation, molecular function: intraciliary transport particle A binding. The record is from RefSeq and is a predicted model, not a curated record. Bases 790 to 1461 code for a protein of 223 amino acids. Gene Ontology annotation, cellular component: 9+0 non-motile cilium; cytosol. The transcript is spliced from 13 exons. NCBI's taxonomy places the organism in Eukaryota, Metazoa, Chordata, Aves, Falconiformes, Falconidae.